Cylindrotheca closterium is the source of this 1464-nucleotide messenger RNA. Lineage: Eukaryota; Bacillariophyta; Bacillariophyceae; Bacillariales; Bacillariaceae. The record is from the annotation of a GenBank genome assembly.
AUGAGCAUAUUAGGAUUAUGGGAAUGUGCAGAAGAAGAACCAGAAAGUGGAUCUUGUCAUUCCGAGCUCACAUACAAUGAUGUCGAAGCAGCUGGAGCACCAUCAAGGCCCUUAGACUUCCCUGCACCCUCAGUUUAUCGCUGCACUCGUGUCGAUCUCCGUGCUAGAGAUCAUCUAUCCGGAAACGUGCAUAUGCUUAGAGACGUCAUCAUCCGAACAGGGGUCGACAGAUGUGGCAGACGCUCAGAUGUUGCAUAUUUGAGCCGAAAGAAGCUGGGGAAAACAACGUAUGGCGGUUUACGGCUGUGCGUAGUCUUGAGGCGGAAACCACGAAGCAAAGUUGAUUUUAAAGAAUCGAGACAAGACGCGUUUGAGGUACGAGACUUUACCGAGUGGGAAAGCACUGACGAGAAAAUAGUCAUGAAGAUUUCCGAAUGGCGAAAGAUCCACUCUAUGCGUGGACGUCAUUUGGAGGAUCCAAUCAAAGAAAUUUCUACCCUGCAAAUGCUGGGUGACUACCAUCCUCACGUUCAAGGUGCAAAAGAAGCACUCCAAGAUGACAACAAUCUAUAUACGAUAAUGCCUUACCUUCCUGGUGGAGAUCUGUAUGGGAGACUUGUAGAGCGUGACCUACCAUGUCCACUCGGAACUAUCUUGGAGGAAGGAAACGAAUUCAAUGGACAUGUUGAAAACCGAGCUCGUUUUUGGUUCGGACAGCUGCUCGAGGCUGUUUGUCAUUUACAAAAGAAAGGUGUAUGCCACCGUGAUAUAUCCUUAGAGAAUCUUCUGUUGGAUGACCAUGAUAACUUGGUGCUGAUAGAUCCUGGAUUGAGCCUGAGAGUACCAUACUCAGACCCGCGCAACUACGGAUGUGUGUCGGAUGUUUCCUGCGGAGGCUCUCGGUUGCUCAUGAAGGCACAAGGGCAAGGUGGCCAGCUCGUAUAUACACCACCUGAAAUCAUCAACAAGGCAGAUUAUGUCGAUGCCUUUGCUCUUGACAUGUGGGCAGUCGGAGUCGUCCUAUUCAUCAUGUUAGUUGGUCGUGCUCCUUUCGAGUGGGCCCAUCCCACUGAUCAAAGAUACGAAAAGAUGUCGAGCGGAGAUCUUAAGAGUUUACUUAAACUACUUGAGAUUCGCAUGAGUCCAGAAGCGACUGAUUUGCUUCAGGGAUUUUUCCACCGUGAUCCAAGAAAACGAUUGACGCUGGCAGAGGUAAUGAAUCACCCCUGGGUCCAAGGCAAAGAGUUUGCAACCAAGACAACGAUUCCAGCACCCCCAGCACAGAAAAAACGUUCUUUUACCAGGCAGGACCUGAAAGGAUUGGAACAAUCUCCAAAUUCAUCCCCCAGUUCUUUCCUGAGAAAAUCAAAGGUGAUCAACAUGACCCAAAAACGAAGAUUGCCUCCACGACCAUCAUGCAAUCGAUUCAAAGAAGGCACUCGAUUUAAUGUUGCAUCAGCAUAG